Messenger RNA from Vigna radiata var. radiata (mung bean), 1253 nucleotides. RefSeq lists its product as uncharacterized. The record is from RefSeq and is a predicted model, not a curated record. The transcript is spliced from 10 exons. NCBI's taxonomy places the organism in Eukaryota, Viridiplantae, Streptophyta, Magnoliopsida, Fabales, Fabaceae. The coding region runs from base 87 to 956 and encodes 289 amino acids.
GAUGGAUUAAAGUUUGAGAUUUUGUAAAUUUCAAUAAUUCUAGAAUUACGAAGGGAAGAGAAGAGAAGCAGCUGCACUGCAUCACUAUGGCGAUGGCGCUGCCAUACCUUCUUACUUCCAUUACCGCCCUUCUUCUUCUUCACGCUUCGCUUUCUGCUUCUGCCCAAUCAAUCCACCAUGAAAUCAACCAAAUCAACGUCAAAAUCUCUCAGUUAGAAUCGGUUCUCGAGGAAACCAAUAAAAGAUUGAAGGAAAGCGACGUGUACAUGGAGGAGUGUGAUAAGCGAAUGAGUGAAUUGUUGGAUCAAAUCCACCAUCUGCAAUCUACUCUCUCUACAAUGAAGGCUGAUUCAUUGCUUGUUGAAAGACAGAAUAAAGCUCUGGAGGAAGAGGUACAACUUCUUUGGCAUACCUUGAGAAGGAACAACUUUGAUCUUCAUAUUUUGAAAUCUAAGGCACAAGAAACUGAGGAGAGACUAGAGGAGGUCACUUCAAAAGUCGAAAAGAUGGAUGCCAUUGUGAAUGAACAGUGGAUUCAAGUUCAGCAUCUCGAGCAGGCUCUUCACAUUACCAAAAUGAGGACUCUAAGGGCUCGAAGGCUAACAAGCGUUACAAGAUGCACAUUCUUGAAGUUUUUCAACAUCCUUCUUGAUGAUCUUCGGACACUUUAUUCAUAUGUAUUUGGCGAAAGGACUGCAGCCAGUUCACUCAUCUCACAGGCUAUGGAUAAGUUGAAGAGAUGUUUUGCACUAACAAAAAUGUAUCACCAUCAGGAUGGGAAGUUCAUUCAGUGCUUCGGGAUCACGUUAUUCCGGCAUCUUCAAGGUUAUAUCAAAGAUCAGAUGGAGAAAAAUGAAUUGACUGCAUCUCUUGCAAAUGAUGAAUUAGUCUUCUUCCUGGCUUCUGCUCUAAUCAUCUUUCCGUUAAUGAGUGCUUGGAUGUUGCUCUCUUCGUAAUUGCCAUGCUGGCAAGGUUUUUCUUUUUAACUGAACAGGAAUACCGCUUUCUACAGCGACUACUGAACUUUCUUCAAACGCUUUUCUCUACAGUGAUGAUAGAUUAGUGUAGUUUUGAUAUUGUAUCAGUGUAUGGUUGCAAAUAGCCGAUAAUAGUAGCAUUACGUGCAACUUUAUUUCUUAUACAUAUCCCUCUGGAAAGUAAAUCUAAAGAGAUGGAUGAAUUACCCGUGUUUCCAAAUACAACUAGUAGGGGAAGUUACAAUGAAUAAUAACUUUGGUAAGCUUGUAGUUUUA